Messenger RNA from Equus quagga, 3324 nucleotides. It is a transcript of the gene SLC17A5, whose product is annotated as solute carrier family 17 member 5. The record is from RefSeq and is a predicted model, not a curated record. Gene Ontology annotation, biological process: transmembrane transport; monoatomic anion transport. The coding region runs from base 455 to 2089 and encodes 544 amino acids. The transcript has 12 exons. NCBI's taxonomy places the organism in Eukaryota, Metazoa, Chordata, Mammalia, Perissodactyla, Equidae. Gene Ontology annotation, molecular function: transmembrane transporter activity.
CCCCGGCUCCUCCUGGGUCCUGCCCUGCUCCUCCCGCUCCUCCCCGGCUCCUCCUGGGUCCGGCCCGGCGGCGCGCAGGGGGAGGCCUGCGGAGACGCACACACCCCAGGUUCUGAAGGCUGAAUCAGGUGACAGUGCCCAGCGAUUCUAGGGACAACAGGCAGUCACGGCGGACGGUGCCAGGUUGUCAAUAAUCACGGCACUUUACUACGGAUAACAGAGCGUCGCGUCGGCUGCGCCCCGUCCCCCGCCCAGAUUCGAUCCGCGCCCUCCCCGCAGCUUGUGCGACGCCCGGGCCCUGCCCGCCUCCAGGCUGCCGCUCACCCCGCCCCGGAGCGCGAACCGCCGCGGGCGGCACUGCCCCUGAGGCCGCGGCGCCCGACAGCCCGAGCCGGCCGCAGCUCCCAGAAUUCCGCCGACGCGCCCGGCCUCCCCGGAGCUGCCCUAACCUAAGAUGGCGGCGGGCGGAGUCGGCGUGCCCGCCUCGGGGCGGGGCGGGGCCGGGCCGGGGGCGGCGCCAGCUCCGCCGGCAGCCUUGGGCUGUCCGGGAGGACCUCUCCUUUCCGCCAGACACGUCGCGCACCUGCUCUUCUGCAGCAUGAUGAGGUCCCCGGGUCGGGAACCGGCCCCCAGCGAUGGCGAGGAGGCUUCGGACAGCACGCCGCUCCUGCAGGGCGCCUGGCCGGCGGAAGGCGCUCCGGUGUGCUGCUCUGCUCGUUACAACUUAGCAGUUUUGGCCUUUUUUGGGUUCUUUGUUCUCUACGCGUUGCGUGUGAAUCUGAGUGUUGCGCUGGUGGAUAUGGUCGAUUCAAAUACAACUUCAGCAGAUAACGUAACUUCCAAGGAGUGUGCAGAGCAUUCUGCUCCCGUGAAAAUCCUUCGUAGUCAAACGGGUAAAAGGUACCAGUGGGAUGCAGAGACCCAGGGGUGGAUUCUCGGCUCCUUCUUUUACGGCUACAUCGUCACGCAGGUUCCUGGGGGCUACAUUGCUCGCAAAGUCGGGGGGAAGCGGCUGCUGGGGUUUGGGAUCCUUGGCACUGCUGUCUUCACCCUGUUCACGCCCAUUGCCGCAGAUUUUGGAGUUGGAGCUCUCGUUGUGCUCAGAGCACUAGAAGGACUUGGAGAGGGUGUCACUUUUCCAGCCAUGCAUGCCAUGUGGUCUUCUUGGGCUCCCCCGCUUGAGAGAAGCAAGCUUCUUAGCAUUUCAUAUGCAGGAGCACAGCUUGGAACAGUAGUUUCUCUUCCUCUUUCUGGAAUAAUUUGCUUGUAUAUGAAUUGGACUUAUGUCUUCUACCUUUUUGGUAUAGUUGGAAUCAUUUGGUUUAUUUUAUGGAUCUCACUAGUCAGUGAUACACCAGAAACUCACAUGAGAAUCUCCCAGUAUGAAAAGGAAUACAUUCUUUCAUCAUUAAGAAAUCAGCUUUCUUCACAGAAGUCAGUGCCAUGGGUGCCCAUGCUAAAAUCACUGCCACUUUGGGCUAUUGUAGUGGCACAUUUUUCUUACAACUGGACUUUCUAUACUUUGUUGACGUUAUUGCCUACUUAUAUGAAGGAGAUCCUAAGGUUCAACAUUCAAGAGAAUGGGUUUUUAUCGGCACUGCCUUAUUUGGGCUGUUGGUUAUGUAUGAUCCUGUCUGGUCAAGCUGCUGACAAUUUAAGGGCAAAAUGGAAUGUUUCAACUGUGUGUGUUCGAAGAGUUUUUACCCUUAUAGGAAUGAUUGGACCUGCGGUGUUCCUGGUAGCCGCGGGAUUUAUUGGUUGUGACUAUUCUUUGGCUGUUGCGUUCCUGACCAUAUCAACAGCGCUGGGGGGCUUUUGCUCUUCUGGAUUCAGCAUCAACCAUCUGGACAUUGCACCUUCGUACGCCGGCAUCCUCCUGGGCAUCACCAACACCUUCGCCACCAUUCCAGGGAUGGCUGGGCCUGUCAUCGCUAAGAGUCUGACACCUGGCAACACUAUUGCAGAAUGGCAAACUGUUUUCUGUAUCGCUGCUGCUAUCAAUGUAUUUGGUGCCAUUUUCUUCACACUGUUCGCCAAAGGUGAAGUACAGAACUGGGCUCUCAGCGAUUACCAUGGACACAGAAACUGAAGGAACCAAUAAACAGUCCUCUCUAUUGAUGUAUUUUUGUUUAUCAUGUAACCUAAAAGUGCCUUCAAUAUUUUAAUGUGUGAGCAUUCUGUGUACAAGAAAAAAUUGUACUUGUAUUAAAUUUUUAAGGCUUGUAAUCAUGAAAUGUCACUAGUUACCAGAUUAGUAAAAAUGGCUAUUUUUAAUUAUUAAUGACAUGUAUGCUGGGACUUACACUUUAGGGUCACAUACCUGGCUGCAAGUCAGGCAAUAUGAAGUAGGGGAGUUCUGUUUAUUUUUAAGGGCCAUACUUAAAGGAAUGAGCUGAAAUGGAUCCCUCUCUGUACCUUUGCUUAAUUAAAGUAGAUAAUAAUUCUCAGGUCUCGGUAAACACCUGUUUUUGUUCACUUUCCUCAUAAAAAUUAUUUGUCAGCAGCAAUCCCUGACACUCAGGUCUCAAACUUUAGCAUCUCCACGGAGCUGCUGGCCACUGCGUAAUGUGGCCUGGCAACUGCACUGAGGGAAGCGUACCCGGGCAGCUGCCAGGCAUUCCGGCCCUGGCCUCGGGGACAGCGCCAGUGUUGAUCAGAGGCCGCAUCCGAGAGCAAGGUCAGCACCCGGACUUUGGACGGCGUUCUUCCCCUGGGGCUGUUCACGUGUGCUAAAGCAGGGCGGGCAGGAGCAGCGGGCUCCACGCCGUGAGGGCUGCCCCAUCCGGCUCCCUGGAACAGAGAUUGGCAGGUAGCCUGCAAAAAAAGAGUGUGAUGCCCACUUAGCCACAAAUAACAUCCUCCUUGAUUAAAACUACCUUCACAUGGAUCAGAGUGUAAAUUUCCAAGUCCUGUGUUCUGUGAGCUACACCAGACUAAGUAAAUUGAAGAAGAACUCUUAGGUGUUUUUCCGCCUGCGUCUGAGCUCCUGGUUGCAGUUCAAGGUUCAAGUGGCUGUUAGUCGGCCACGUCACCUGCACCCAGUGAUGUGAUCUCUUUACCGCUGGUUCCCGAAAUCAUAUUUUUCCAGGUUUUUCCUGGACCAUCUUAAGUGGUUUUCGAGCACACUUUGAAGGCAUUUAUGUGAUUUAGAACUUGGUUUAUGUUUUGUUGUGUUUGUUCAACACUACCUGUAACGUUUUAACUAAAACUAUUUAAUGUAAUAUGACAUGAAUACGUUUCUGUAAAAUUAUUUUUUAAUUUGUAAAUAGCUUUAAGUUGGUAUGAUGAUAUUUCUUUUACAAAUCAUCAAAAUAAACCUUUCUG